AUGGAAUGUGGGGAUGAAGCGGAAACUGAGAGAAGUAAUGAAGAAAUUGAUAUCGAAACUACUGGGAAUGAAACAGUGACAGAAAGGGUAAAAGAGCCAGAGAUUGGACUAGUGUUUGACUCAAUUGAUGAGCUAGAGAAGUAUUAUAAAUCCUAUGGAAAAGGAAUAGGGUUUGAAGUUUGUAAAAGGACAUCAAGCAAAGGAGAUGAUGGGGAAUUGAAGUACAUAACAUUCACAUGUUCACGUUUUGGCAAGCCUAGUAGCAAGUCAAGACAUGCAUUUAAAUUACGACCAGUUGCAAAAUCAGAUUGCAAGGCUAAACUCAAUGCAAAUUUACUCCCUGAUGGAAAAUGGUUAGCGUCCUCCAUUGUGCUUGAACAUAAUCAUGAUCUUAGUACUCCAAGCAAAAGACGGUUUUAUAAAAACUCAAGAGAAUUACCGCCACAUGUUAAAAAGAGGUUAGCAACAAAUGAUAUAGUUGGAAUAAGACCAAAAAAGAAUUUCAAUUCCUUUGUGGUUGAAGCCGGUGGACAUGAGAAUAUAACAUUCCUAGAGAAAGAUGUGAGAAAUUUUCUUGAUAAGGUAAGGCGUCUGCGACUAGGGGAGGGAGAUGCUACUGCUAUUCAAAAGUAUUUUCUGAAAAUGCAAGUUGACAACUCCAAUUUCUCUUAUUUAAUGGAUAUAAAUGAGGAGGGUCGACUAAGGAAUGUGUUUUGGGCAGAUGCAAGAAGCAGAGCUGCUUACGAGGAAUUUGGUGAUGCUGUGACAUUUGACACCACAUACUAA
Molecule: messenger RNA, 786 nt
Organism: Rosa chinensis
Lineage: Eukaryota; Viridiplantae; Streptophyta; Magnoliopsida; Rosales; Rosaceae
Product: protein FAR-RED IMPAIRED RESPONSE 1-like
Exons: 1
Coding region: 1-786 (261 amino acids)
Source: RefSeq, a predicted model, not a curated record